Messenger RNA from Puntigrus tetrazona (Sumatra barb), 1125 nucleotides. RefSeq lists its product as uncharacterized. The record is from RefSeq and is a predicted model, not a curated record. The coding region runs from base 229 to 1125 and encodes 298 amino acids. Lineage: Eukaryota; Metazoa; Chordata; Actinopteri; Cypriniformes; Cyprinidae. The transcript is spliced from 5 exons.
UCAGUCACUCUAUACACUAACAUCCCUGACGUCAAGCAUGGGUUUUUGCGAAUUCAAUGGUCUGGUAAAGCUGUAAUCGCUGAAAUCACUGAUAGGGCCAACAACUUCACUGUGUAUGAUGAUGUUCUUGAUGGGAUAUUCAGAAACAGAGUAGAGCUGGACAAUCAAACUGGAUCUCUGACCAUCACCAACACCAGACCUGAAGAUGCUGGACUUUAUGUAUUAUUCAUGGAAAAAGAUGAUGAAAUGAUGUCCUGUCUGUUGAACUAUUUCAUUCUCACUGUGUAUGAAGAAAUAUCAGCGACGGAGGGAGAUUCAGUCACUCUCCACUUUAAUCAGACUGAAAUCAGAGACAACUUAAAGAUAUUUUUGAAGUCUGAAACAGAAAAUGCGUUCACGUUUGUGAAGUGUGGUCUGUUUGAGAGAUUCAGAGAAAGAGUGGAGCUGGACAAUCACACUGGAUCUCUGACCAUCACCAACACCAGACCUGAAGAUGCUGGACUUUAUAAACUGGACUUUAAGACAUCAAAAGCAUUCAGAGUUUCUGUCUCACGGUUAGUAAAGAUCUUUGCUCGUCUGCCGCUUCCUGUCAUCAGCAGUAACUGCUCUUCAUCAUCAUCAUCUUCAUCAAACUGCUCACUGUUGUGUUCGGCGGUGAACGCGAGUCACGUGACUCUCUCCUGGUACAGAGGAAACAGUUUAUUGUCCAGCAUCAGUGCGUCUGAUCUCAGCAUCGGUCUCUCUCUACCUCUGGAGGUGGAACAUCAGGAUAAAAACAUCUACAGCUGUGUGAUCAACAACCCCAUCAGAAACCAGACUCAACAUCUGGACGUCAGCAGACUCUGUCACAUGUGUUCAGACUCUCAACACUGUUGUGGUUUUACUGAAGCUGUGAUCCGAUUGGUCCUCUCCGCUCUGGUGGGCGUGGCUACAGUCCUUAUUCUUGUGUAUGACAUCAGAUGCAGAAGAGCUGAACAUGAACGAACACAUAUUCACCCAACAGGCGACUCGUUUCCUCCUGGAAGACUAUUUGAGAACAAGCGUAACAUAUUGUGCUUGUCUGUCAUAAAAAGGCUGAAGAUGACCAAAUAUUGCUUAGCUCACGCUACAUUAUGUACUAUAUAA